GCAGAGAGAGACGGAGCGAACUGGAAAGCAAGUACACCCCAUUUAAAAGACUUCAGCUUUGGCUGCUUCGGUUGCCUGGACUGUUCUUGUUCUUCUGCAACUCUGCUCUCUCGCUCAGCUGCUGUGAUAUCCCUUUAUUGAACUGAUGGGUUCUGGAGGUUGUGCCGAUGAUAUUUUGGAAUGUAAAGAAUCUUGUGAAAAUUUGGACAAGGCUGGGGAGCUGCAAAAGGAUGGUGCUGAGCCACAAGUGGAAUUAGGGCCUAUUACCCCUGAAGCUGACAGAGAGAAUGGGGAAUCCCAACCAACAUUUUUUAAGAAACCGUCAGUUUUAACUGUCAGGUCCAACAGAGAUGGGGAUGACCCUUUUGGUCUUUCUGAUGAUAGCUCCGGGAGUCCCCGGACACCUGAGGAUGGAGUUUUUGAUCCCUUUGCCCCUGGUCCAGAGAAGCUGGCAAUGGCGCCUAUGUGUAAGAAGUUUGUCAGCAAAGCGAGGAGUGUGGUUGCUCGUCAACUGAGUUUUGAUUCUCUGGUUCAAACUUCGGAUGAUGAGACUUCUACCGACAGUGUGGAGUCCCUUUCUGAUGAAGACAUGUUUGAAGCUGUGUAUGAAAGUUUGUUGGAAGCUAUUGUAUCUGAUCUGACUCUCAGCGUCCUUGGUGAACAUGCAAGGAAGGAUUGGGACUGUGGUGAUGACUGUACAACACCUCCAGGAACUCGAUUAAAUGGAAUUGCUGAAACCUGCCCCGGUGCUCCCUUGAGGCCUGUAGGGAAAUCAAGGAAGAUUGAUUUGGGCUUAAUCAGAAAGCUCGAAUUUUAAUUGACUCAUGCGGUUACAUGCUGAAGUACUGGUACUUCUUUCCUACAGCUGCAUCUUUUGCUAAUCUCUCUCUUCCCCCCUCUCUCUCUCUGACCAAGAUCAUACAGUAGUGCUAGCAGUGUAUAGUAGUUGAUGAAAUUAUUGUGCUUCAGCUAAGAAUAGUAGGCUUUAUUUAAAUUUCAGCAUUGGUAGCUACUAGCGGUUGUAUUCCUUCUCAAAAGUAUAUUUAUAAUUGGUUGCUGCCAGCAUUGAUAUUGUUGGUCUCUCCAUGUUUUUCUUAGAGUUUGACAUCUUGUAGCAAGUCUUUUGAGAUGAAAUGGAAACCGAUUAGUUAAUUUCAAG
Molecule: messenger RNA, 1159 nt
Organism: Fragaria vesca subsp. vesca
Lineage: Eukaryota; Viridiplantae; Streptophyta; Magnoliopsida; Rosales; Rosaceae
Exons: 3
Coding region: 146-817 (223 amino acids)
Source: RefSeq, a predicted model, not a curated record